UGAUUUUUAACCGAGCACUGUCACGACCAUAUCAGACAGCGAGAAAAGCGGUAUUGUACUGCGUUUAAGUGUUUUAUGUGGGGAUACGGACGAGCUGCUUCUAGUUUUUGAACGUCUGGGCAGAGAUGUAAUAGUUUCCUGGCUCUGGCGUUGUGUUUUUGUUCCUUUUGUUGUCAUUUGUUGUGGGGACCUCCCUAAAGCUUCAACUCAGGAAUUCUGGCAUUCCCUGUAUUGGCUGCUACACUGUUUUUCUUUUGCCGCAUGUGCAGAAAAUGGCAACUGCUCUCAGUGGACGCCCACCUAACAAUAGGAAAGGCCGUAUUUUAGGCAUCAUUGAUGCCAUCCAGGACGCCGUCGGACCCCCCAAACAGGCGGCUGCCGACCGCCGGACCGUAGAGAAGACAUGGAAACUCAUGGACAAAGUAGUGAGGUUAUGUCAGAACCCCAGACUACAGCUGAAGAACAGUCCUCCGUACAUCCUGGAUAUUUUACCGGACACUUACCAGCACCUGAGGCUGAUUCUGUGCAAAUACGAGGAGCACCAGAGACUAACUCAGCUAAGCGAGAAUGACUAUUUCAAAGUGUACAUCGACAGCCUGAUGAAGAAAUCCAAAAGAGCAAUUCGCCUCUUUAAGGAAGCCAAGGAGAGAAUGUACGAAGAACAGUCACAAGACAGACGGAACCUCACCAAGCUCUCGCUGAUCUUCAGUCACAUGUUGGCCGAGAUUAAAGCCAUCUUUCUAGGUGGACAGUUCCAAGGAGACACAUUCCGCAUUACCAAGGCAGACGCCGCCGAAUUUUGGAGAAGGUCUUUUGGCGAUAAAACAAUAGUGUCAUGGAAAAUGUUCCGGCAGUGCCUUCACGACGUGCAUCCCAUCAGCUCCGGGUUGGAGGCCAUGGCUCUGAAAUCUACCAUCGACCUCACCUGCAAUGACUAUAUCUCUGUCUUUGAGUUCGACAUCUUCACUCGUCUUUUCCAGCCAUGGGGCUCAAUCCUGAGGAACUGGAACUUUCUGGCAGUCACGCACCCAGGCUACAUGGCCUUCCUGACAUAUGAUGAAGUGAAGGCCCGUCUGCAGAAGUACAUCAACAAACCUGGCAGCUACAUCUUCAGACUGAGUUGUACGCGGUUAGGCCAGUGGGCCAUCGGCUACGUCACCAGUGACGGCAACAUACUGCAGACCAUCCCACAUAACAAACCACUGUUUCAGGCGCUCAUCGAUGGAUGCAGAGAAGGCUUUUAUCUGUUUCCAGAUGGGCGCAGUUAUAACCCAGAUCUCACCGGGUUGUGUGAACCCACCCCACACGACCACAUUAAGGUCACACAGGAACAGUAUGAGUUGUACUGUGAAAUGGGCUCUACGUUUCAGCUGUGUAAGAUCUGCGCCGAAAACGAUAAAGAUGUAAAGAUUGAGCCAUGUGGCCACCUCAUGUGCACUUCCUGUUUGACAUCAUGGCAGGACUCCGACGGUCAGGGUUGCCCGUUCUGUCGCUGCGAGAUCAAAGGGACGGAGCCCAUCAUUGUGGAUCCGUUUGACCCACGCAAUGAAGGAGCCAAGUGCUUCUUCCUGGACCACUUCAACUCCCCUAUGCUGGACAUGGAUGAUGAUGAUGACAGAGAGGAAUCAUUGGUCAUAGACCACAUCAGGAAGUCGAUGGACAUCCAGAACUCGCCGAUAAUGUCUCCGAACUCAUCCCCUGUGUGUGAACGCCGGAAAACCGCUGCAGAUCACAUGGGCCCGCACUUGAACAUUCCACCCGUCCCACCCCGCCUUGACCUCAUCCGUUCGCCCGCUCCCAGCCCCACAGGCUCUCCCAAGUCAUCUCCAGGUAUGUCCAGAAAACAGGACAAGCCCCUUCCUGCCCCUCCACCCCCACAGAGAGACCCCCCUCCUCCUCCUCCACCAGAACGCCCACCUCACAUUCCUCAAGAGGGCCGGGCCGCCUGGCUCAUCACUCCUUCGUCUGGCCUUCCCAGGGACCCUAGAGCGCCCCUGGAGGCCUGGACUCCUAAAGACAGCACUGCUCUGUCAGACUGCAAGACUCCUGCUGCAGACCGCUCCCCCAAACUCGCCCACGCCGCCCCUGCGCACAUCAACGGGAGACCCCUCAGCUGCUCCGGCGCCGACUUGGGGUUGAACCGGACCGGCCACAGACCGAAUGCGCAGUCAGAGUGUAGUAAGUCUUUCAUCAACGGUCUGUUACCUGGUGAUGAGUAUGAUGUCCCUCCUCUGCGUCACUCCCCUCCCCUUUUGGACCACAACCAGAGACACACCAAGCCCUUCAAAAGCCAUCGGAGUCUGACGGAUAGAGUGGAGGACGAGUAUCAGGUUCCAUCAUCGCAUCCCGUCUGCAUCACACAGCCGCCCGUCUGCAUCCCCUUCCGCAUUCCCAACAGGACUUUAGAAAACGGCUUGUCAGAUCUCUCCACAGAAUUAAAGAAACAUAAACCUCCAGAGCAUGGUGGGUUUGACUCUGGUUCAUUGAUUUCGGGUGUGGCUCACACCACACAGUGCCCCCUCCACAACAGGACGCCCUCAGACUACGACAUUCUACUGCCCCCUCAAGCGUCUCCAAUGGAAGACCCGUUCAACUCUCUUCCUCCGUCCCAGCCUCCUCCUCCUCCCCCCAUCAGGAACAGUUUCACAGAACCCUCGUCCUCCUCACCCUACCCCAGACCUGCCCGCCCCUCGUCUGGACACGACCACUUCCUGCUCAGCCCAGACACGUUCAUAGACACAUUGAUUAACUCGGCUCCUAAUCCCCCCGUGCGGAGAUUAACCGGAGACAACAUGAAGAAGCCGCUCAGGGCUCCUCAAGACUACGAUCAACUGCCGCCCACCUCAGUGGCCCUAGAUUGCUUCAGGGCGCCCGAGAGACCUCCUAAACCACUUCCCAGGAUCUUCCCACCAGACAUCCACAGAAGACCGCAGGAAUCGUCCCGGGAGAACGUAGACGCCAAGAUCGCCAAGCUGAUGGGCGAGGGCUACUCAUUCGAAGAUGUGAAACGAGCGCUGAUGAUCGCGCAGAACAAAGUGGACGUGGCACGGAACAUUCUGCGGGAGUUUGCGCUAGUCGCCCCCAGGCAGGGCCCGUAACACACGCUGAUACGAUUUCAAACUACGACUGACUUUUGAGUGUACAAACCGCAGGCUGACUUCCGCUUGCUUUCGUUUAGCGCACCCGGCAAACAAGACGAAAAAUGUGCUUUUUUCGCCCAAAAGGAUUGUUGCGUUCGUGACGACAGGAUCCUAUGGAAAUAUAAAAAAGCCUUGUGUUUACAGUGACGUGGCUUAUCUGCAGCACUCAGGUCAUCGUCAUUACAGCUCGGGAUGGAAUUGAAAUCAAAUCUUUCAUAUUUGGAGGUGGUUGCUGCAUCCUUCAAAUCAGUGACGUUUGUAUUUCUCUGGACGGACAUGAGAGCGGCGCUUCUGUUUGUGUUUGCCAGUGUCUGCGGGCUAUUCAUGCCUAUCCUGCCACACACACAUACACCCGCACGUUUCUGGCCUCUUGGGUAUCAUGAAUUUCACAGUAAUGGCUCUCGGUGUGACCAUGUCUCCUUUAUCUCAUUAUUCCGCGGUGAACAAGACAAACCAGAUCAGAUCGUUUGAGGCAGAAAGAGACGGAUUUCGAAUAUCAUGGUUCUCUUUGUCCAUUUUUUAGGUUAGCCGCUUUUUAUCAACUCUUAACGGUCGCGUUCAACAUCUGAGCAAGUAAGGGCUAUUGUGGUAGUUUCAUUUUCUGUUAAGAUAAAGUUUCCCAUUCCCUUCUUUCGGUUCGCUCACUUGCACUGACGCCAUAUUCAAAAAAAAACAUGAACCGUUUGUAUUGGCACCCAGAAAACAAGCCAAAAAAACACACAGAUUAUCAUGUACAAUGCCGUCAAAUAAUAGUGAUGCCCGCAAACCGAAGAUUUAAAGCGACGACUUCAUUCAAAGCCUUUUGGGAACUCUGGGAAUGAAAGCUGGCCUGCUUUGACUCUUCCCCACUGGCUGUCAUUCCUCCCUAUCAGGUUUUCGCUUGAACUUGAAACUUCAUUUUUGCACUCGUCUCUAUCUCCAUCUAACACUUGAAAGUCUUAGAACUGAAUGGAGCCUCUAGCGGAAGAGGACACGACCUCCGACAGGUCUGCGGGGGGGAACGGUUUCUGUUCAUUUCCCCUCUUCUUUUUACGAGAGAUUUUAGUUUGUUGGAAAAUGCCUUGUGGAUCAUUUAAAACCAGUGAUGUGUGCAAUUAAUUUAUACUUUGUUAAAAGUUUUCUCUGAGAUUAUUUUCAUCUUUCAGUGAUGUAUGUAACCCGUGAUCUGUUCUUGUGGAAAAAAAUGUUUUAUAAAAGCCAGUAUUAACA
Messenger RNA from Pimephales promelas (fathead minnow), 4349 nucleotides. It is a transcript of the gene cblb, whose product is annotated as Cbl proto-oncogene B, E3 ubiquitin protein ligase. Gene Ontology annotation, cellular component: plasma membrane; membrane raft. Gene Ontology annotation, molecular function: receptor tyrosine kinase binding; SH3 domain binding; ubiquitin protein ligase activity. Lineage: Eukaryota; Metazoa; Chordata; Actinopteri; Cypriniformes; Leuciscidae. The record is from RefSeq and is a predicted model, not a curated record. Gene Ontology annotation, biological process: cell surface receptor signaling pathway; negative regulation of epidermal growth factor-activated receptor activity.